UCUGCAUUGUAACAGUAUUACCUAUAUCGACUUCACUGAGAUCUCCUAGGACAAAAAGCAUGUAAUUUUUCCGCAGUCUGUCAUUUUGCUUCUUUUUUUUAUGGAAUACUCCUCAAGAGGGGUGGAAGCCUCGAGGUGUGUGACGUAAUUAAUACGACAUCAAAAUGAUUGCUUUAUACCAUAACGCUGAUCAUGACCUUGUUAGAUUACGUCACAUCAUUCCACCAAUCUUGGAGACUAUUCCAUAAAUAAAAAUAGCAAAAUGGCAGCCUACAUGCCUUUUGUUCUAGGACGUUUCAGCCAAGUCGAUAUUGGUGGCAUGGUUACCGUCUAGUAUAUGGAAUCCGUGUCUUUGCAAUGUGUUUUUUAACGAUCGAACAGUAAUUAAAGGUAGGCGAGUAAUUUAUCGUAAUCUUUUUUUUUUUUUCUUUUUUCUUUUUUUCUUCUUUUUUCUUUUUUAAGCUAAAGGGGGCAUAAACCCCUCCACCCUCCCACCCUCCCCUUGGAUCCCCCAUUGACUAAUUACAAACAUCCAACGUCAUUUGCGCUUCUCUUUGGUGUUCAUUCACUAUAUUUAUUAUAUACCGAGUGAGAGAUAAUGCUAUAUUUCCGUAUGAGGAGGCAGCGCUUUCAACAAGAUCGACCGAACACGUUUGUUUGUUGUAAUACCAACAGCGUGUCCCGGGAUCAUCUAGUAUAAACUGCGCUAUUGCGUGCGGAAAAGACAGUAACUGUACACGGAUGAGCGGGCAUACCGUUUUAAGGAUGUAAAAAAAAAACCCAACAAAUUCCAGGUAGCUGGUUCUCAAACAGUCUGGUAUAAAAACAAAUAUGGACGAGUCCGAGGUAAAGCUAUCCCGCACACACGUCAUACGACGAUUGGCUAUCUUCUGUCUGUGGACAGUGACGUCAUUCGUGUGCCACCAGUGCGCCAAAGUCUUUCUCCGCACGGGGCUGACGUACCUGCCCCAGCACAGCAUCUUCCUCUCCGUGAUCCUGACCCUGGCCCAGGCCGCGACGUGCGUCUCACUAGUGGACGUCCAGCAGCGGAGGAACAAACUGUUCUGCGUCAUCGCGCUGUCGCACGUCAUCGCCACGUUUUGCACGAACUGCAGCAUGGCGUUGAUGAGCGCCUCCUCGACUCUUGCCAUCAAGCUAAUGGAGCCCAUCACCAGCGCCGUGCUGCAACGCCUUGUCCUCUCCGUCCCCCUCUCCACGUCCACCCUCGUCAGUCUGCCCCUCAUCGUCUCCGGGUCCGUCAUCUUCGCCGGGAACCCGCUGGCGGUGUCGUCCAUCUCCGCGGGCGUGCUGCUGGCGGUCGCGUCCAACGUCAUCCUCGCCAUCAGGAACGUGUCCAUGAAGCUGGGUCAGAAGGAAUGCGGCAGCGAGAUUCGACUUCGGCCCGCCGGGCAAGUCUUGGGUGUGGCCGGGUGCGUUGUAGCAUUCACUGCAGCGGUGUACGUGUUGGAACUUAGAGGAAGUCUGCCGAAAUUUACGACGCCCAUUAUAGCAAUGUUGCUGACGUCCAGCUUGUUUCACGUCGUGUACUCGUACGUGUCUACGAACGUGGUCCUUCGGUACAUGACCGUGGUUAGCCACGCCGUGAGCAACAUCAUGAAGAGGGUCGUGGUCGUCCUUCUGUUGUACCUGUUUGGACAACGACAUGCAGCUACCUGGAACUUCGCAGGUUUGAUCGUCUGCACGCUGGGACUUAUGAUAUAUGUGAAAGGGAAGAUUGCUUCCGAUAUGAAAAUGCACAACAAGGCAGUCACAGAUUCGUCUAAAUCACUGAACUACCGAAAGGCAUUGGGGCUACUGAUAAUUUCAGCAGUGUCGGUCCUUGGAGUGGUUGGUAACUUUGGUUCCCCUCGUGGAAGCUUCAGUUCCCCUCGUGGAAGCUUCAGAAGACUAGAGAACCAUCAUUUCGAUCACCAUCCACCCUACACAGCAGACAAAUUCAGAGACAGGUCAUUCGGAGCAGAUGCGUUUAAGCUAAUGGACAAACAGCAACUAUUGCCCGAUCUAAAUUCCAGUUAUUUGGCUCAAAACAAGAGUCAGAUAAAUCAGUUCCUGACAUGGCGCCUCAUGGAUCAUGGCCACAACACCGACCUUCUAGCGCCACUGCUGCCAACCAGCUACGAGAUAAUACGCGAGGCUCAAAGGGUUCACUUCAACUUGCUUGCAGACCUGAUCGGUCAGUAUAAGUACGCCAUGUUCUUCGACAUCGCAGCGUUUGAAAACAAAGGCGACCCCGCCAUUACGACGGGCGAGGUCUACUUACUGCGACGGUUGGGAAUCAAGGUCGUAUUUUACUGCAGCUGUCUCGAGUGCGCCGACACCAAGCUUCAAAUUCACGCGCAGAAUCUGAGUAAAGGGUACUCCAACAAAGAGCUCGUUAUUCUGUUUCACGGCGGAGGGAACCUGAUAGGAUAUCCCUUCAACGACGUCCUCAGAGAGAAUCUGUUUCCCAGAUUCAAGGGGUUCCAGAUUGUGGUAUUCCCUCAGACCGUGUUCGUUCGCGAUAACAAGUACAGCGGUGCGCAUUUUACCCGCUGCAAGAAGAUCUACUGCUGCAACCCGAACCUGACAAUCGUCCUGAGAGACAGGACGUCGCUAGAGGUCGCCCUCAAGUACUGGAACAACGGCACUAAAUUCCUGCUGGCACCGGACAUGGCCUUCCAGAUCGGCCCGGUGCGCCGGUUCAUGUCUCCCGUGUAUGACAUACUGUGGCUAAAACGAAAAGACAGCGAGGCUCCCAGUUACCUGGCCGGGGGGAUGGUAUUUCCAAAGAACGUCACCUACAAUAUAUCCGACUGGUGGGCUUGGACGACGCCCAAGGGCUCGUCGUCCAUGGAAACCGCGUUCCUCGUCAUGAACAAUGGACUGGUGUUUCUGCAGCGAGGUCGCGUGGUCGUCACGGACCGCCUGCACGGACACAUCCUGUGCAUGCUGUUGAACAUCCCGCACGUGUUGAUCGACAACAAGUACAAGAAGCUGUCGUCCUACCACAACACGUGGACCAGAGGUCUCGAUAAUGCGUUCAUAACGAACAAAAGCUCGCAAGCGUUGAAACUCGCACUGAUAUUGUUAGACAAGUAUAAAGACCAGCUGCCACCGAUCGCUCCAAUAAUGGACGUGAACGAAUAUAAGGUUUCUAAAAACCGUGAAAAAGCAGAGAAAGGUUAAUGUUGAAAUUAUUCGUCACGGAAAGGAAAGAAAUGUUAAUUCCUGUUAACGACAACUCAACACAUUUUGAACUCAAGCUAUUUUGGUGUCUAACAUAUAGUCAUUUCCUAUGCAAUUUCUUUUUUAAGAUCUCUCUUAGUAUAGAAGUGUCCUUAUAGUACAGUGCAGUCCAGUGUAAUGGCGCGCCUAAGCAUUCAAAGACCAUUUUCUAUGUGAACAAAGUGAAAUACUUAAAGUUACAUUCUCUGGUUACCAUAUUAUAACAUCGUGUACAAAUAUGAAAUACAAGCUCAAAUGCACUUUUA
Messenger RNA from Gigantopelta aegis, 3491 nucleotides. RefSeq lists its product as uncharacterized. Gene Ontology annotation, molecular function: antiporter activity. The transcript is spliced from 3 exons. Gene Ontology annotation, cellular component: Golgi apparatus. The record is from RefSeq and is a predicted model, not a curated record. Lineage: Eukaryota; Metazoa; Mollusca; Gastropoda; Neomphalida; Peltospiridae. The coding region runs from base 832 to 3186 and encodes 784 amino acids.